AAUUAUUAAACAUUUUGAAAAUUAUUGAAAAAAAAAAAUGCAAAAUCAACAGAAAAGCUCAAGUGCCACAGGUGAAGCCAGAUUAUGGCCCAGCGAACGUAUACCACAGGGUGGACUUUUCCAUACACCAAAAAUUGAGUACAGCAAAGAGACAGCGGAUUUGUUGAAAUUACUGAUGCAAGAAUCCAAAAUGACCAUGCUAAUGCGCAAACAAAUCGACUAUCAUCUGCGCAAUGGCCAGCCACUGCCCAAACCGGAACCGCCUCGUUUAAAUAUCUCCAGAGAUCCCGAUAAGGAGGCUUUGGAAAUCCUACAAAGAGCUCACAAUGCUAAACGUAAAUCUUUAUCAGAAAUUAGAGCCAGUGGAGCUUAUGACCUGCCAGUAUAUAGGCCAAAACCCGACGAUAAACUACCCUCGGAAAAAGCUAAGAAACUAUUACAAGAAGCCAUGUCGGGAUUACGUAUAUCAGAGACAACAUUGAAACCUAAGCGUAGAGAGAGGAACAAAAAUGAAAAUAAAACCACCACGGAUGAUAUAAUCGAUGAAUUGCUGCAUCAAAUCAACGAACGUGCCGAAUGGUUGGCCGAAAUGGAAGAGCUGGGCGAGGGUAAACGUUACAGAGAUGAGAUACGCGAACAAAUCGCACAACGUUUGCGGCAAAUUAAGGCUUUGGAAACUAAAAGAAAAUUACAAAAGCAGGGUUAUCGUUAUGUGGAGUAGAAAGAUUUGUGGUAAUAAAUUUUGGUUA
This is a messenger RNA of Calliphora vicina (urban bluebottle blowfly), 749 nucleotides long. RefSeq names its product UPF0193 protein EVG1 homolog. NCBI's taxonomy places the organism in Eukaryota, Metazoa, Arthropoda, Insecta, Diptera, Calliphoridae. The transcript is spliced from 3 exons. The record is from RefSeq and is a predicted model, not a curated record. Bases 38 to 721 code for a protein of 227 amino acids.